Molecule: messenger RNA, 1265 nt
Organism: Babjeviella inositovora NRRL Y-12698
Lineage: Eukaryota; Fungi; Ascomycota; Pichiomycetes; Serinales
Product: aldo/keto reductase
Exons: 1
Coding region: 172-1059 (295 amino acids)
Molecular function (GO): oxidoreductase activity
Source: RefSeq, a predicted model, not a curated record
UGCAGCGCUCCAUGUGCUUGAGGGCUGGCUUUUUCCAAGUGGAAUUGCCACGUUCUGUGGGAUCCUAUAUAAGGGUCCCACCCCCGAGCCCAGUAAUUGAAGUAUCUCGGAUUCUAGUAUACCGAUUGUACCCCAAUUUCCUGAAAUUACAAUAUUACACCUUCUACGACCAUGACCUCAAAAUUGACCGCUCAAUCCCUCCGUAAGCUAUCCAACGGUGUCUCCAUCCCAGCCAUUGGCUUUGGUGUGUACCAGACUCCUGCCGGAGAAGCGUUGUCUAUCGUCAGCGAAGCCCUUAAGGCUGGGUACCGUUUAAUUGACUCGGCUGCUAUCUAUGGAAACGAAGAAGAAGCCGGUGAGGGUAUUGCUAAGUUUUUGAAGGCCAAUCCCUCCGUCCAUAGAUCGGAGGUGUACUACACCACCAAGAUCUGGAAUGACGACCACGGCUACGAAGCCACCAAGGCAGCGAUCCAGAAGUCGUUGCAGAAGGUUGAAAAAUCGAUUGGAUAUAUCGACUUGAUUUUGGUCCACAGUCCAAUUUCUGAUAAAGAGAAAAGAUUAGGAACCUGGAAGGCCUUGCAGGAAGCUGUCGCCCUGGGCUCUGUCAAGUCUAUUGGUGUGUCCAACUAUGGAGUCAAGCACUUGGAGGAGUUGCUCGCGUGGGACGGUUUGGUUAACAAACCAGUUAUCAAUCAAAUUGAGCUGCACCCUUGGUUACCAAGAAAGGACAUCACCUCGUUUGCGGCCAAGCAUGACAUCUUGAUCGAGGCUUAUUCUCCUCUCACCCAAGGUAAGAAGAUUAAUGACCCAGAGUUGGUUCAGGUUUCCGCCGAGUUGUCUAAGAACGCCGGUAAGACCAUCAGCCCGGCACAAACUUUAAUCAGAUGGUCAUUGGAACAAGGAUUCAUUCCGUUGCCAAAGACCGCAACUGUGAGCAGAAUUCCGGAAAACUUGGAUGUUUUCGGUUGGGAGUUUACCGAUGAGGCCCGCAAGACCUUGGACAAGGAUUCCUACGAGGUUUUGACCUGGGACCCAACCGUUUACGAAGACCCAAAAUAGGCAAACUCGUGCAUUGUAUGGACUAUACCCGUCUGAAGCAUCCAAUAUUUCCUGUACAGGCUCUGAACUGGGACUUAGUUUUACAUUCCUUCUUGUUUUCUCCGUACUUAUCCAAUUUUUUUUAUUGCUACUUAUCGAAUUCUAGGCCCAUUAAUCGAUCUUAAAUCGCACGAGAGCUAAUAUUCGGAUUCUUGCUGAUACGCUCG